UUAAACCACAAAACCCCUCAAUCUAUCCAAUACAACUUUUCCAAACAACAAUGGCGGAAAUUGAGAACAAACCCCAAAACUCAAUCUCUCAGCAAUGGCGGAAAAAUCCAGAGUUGGAAGGCAAAGUAGUGAUGGUUACUGGAGCAUCAUCAGGUCUCGGGAGAGAAUUCUGCCUUGAUCUCGCCAAAUCUGGUUGCAAAAUCAUUGCCGCUGCUCGCCGCAUUGAUCGCCUCCAAUCUCUUUGCGAUCAUAUCAAUUCUCUCUCCUCUUCUUCAUCUUCUUCUUCUUCCUCCGUGAGUGAUGGUGGUAACGGUGGUGGUGUGAGAGCGGUGGCGGUUGAGCUUGAUGUUACUGCCGACGGAAAGUCGAUUGAUGCGUCGGUUCAUAAGGCUUGGGAGGCUUUUGGUUGUAUUAAUGCUCUUAUUAACAACGCCGGCAUUCGCGGUAAUGUGAAAACUUCAUUAGAUGUGUCUGAGGAAGAAUGGGAUAACACCUUCAAAACUAAUUUGACGGGAGCCUGGUUAGUUUCGAAGUCCGUAUGUAUUCGCAUGCGUGAUGCAAAGAUAGGAGGGUCAAUUAUCAAUAUAUCUUCAAUUGCCGGUCUCAACAGAGGCCAUUUACCUGGCUCCGCCGCCUACUCUGCAUCAAAGACAGGCCUAAAUACAUUGACCAAGAUGAUGGCCCUGGAAUUGGGUAUGUAUAAGAUUCGAAUUAACUCAAUAUCACCUGGACUAUUCAAAUCAGAGAUCACUGAGAAUCUUAUGGAAAAGGACUGGCUUAACAAGGUUUCCAUGAAAACCGUUCCUCUGCAGACAUUUGGCACAUCUGAUCCAGCCUUAACAUCUCUUGUCCGAUACUUGAUCUAUGACUCCUCAGAGUACGUAACAGGCAAUAUGUUCAUCGUAGAUGCUGGUGCCACUCUACCUGGUGUCCCUAUUUUUUCUUCCCUCUAGUACCCCAGAGGCGUUAGCUCUCAAAGAAGGUGUUUACUGUUUAGGAUGCAAGCCGGCUUUCUUAAUAUCAACAAGCUGGUCAUCGAAGGAGAAAACAGCGUGUCGAUAAAUUUAUCAAGCAUACAUGGAAUCCCUUGGAAGAUUGUUAAUAUCAUCAUGAUCAAUGCAAUGCUGACCUUACUAAGAUGGAUUGCCACAAAUUCAUCCGUUGUUUUCAAGGUGGUGGCAAAAUAGAUUACUCGCGUUUCAUGGCAUCAUUGUCCCUCCUCAUUUGGUCAAGUGGUUCAAUCACUCGAGUGUGGCUAGCCUAGUUUUCUCUCGUGACAAAUGGAGAAGAUAAUUUUGAUCACCAUUGUAUUUUCUUGUAUUGUACUCGUAUGUUGUUUCACCAUGACACCAUGACACCAUGGAAUUAGAAUGGGAGAUUUUAGGGGUACUUGUAUAUGUUACUAGGGCAUGUUUGUACAGAGUAUUUCGCAGGUCAUGUUUUGUGUUGCACCCAACGUUUAUAACUAUUGAGAAAUUAAUUUGUCCCAGUGUUUGGUAUUA
Spinacia oleracea (spinach) is the source of this 1502-nucleotide messenger RNA. RefSeq lists its product as uncharacterized. The record is from RefSeq and is a predicted model, not a curated record. The transcript has 4 exons. Bases 51 to 953 code for a protein of 300 amino acids. NCBI's taxonomy places the organism in Eukaryota, Viridiplantae, Streptophyta, Magnoliopsida, Caryophyllales, Amaranthaceae. Gene Ontology annotation, molecular function: oxidoreductase activity.